This is a messenger RNA of Bipolaris victoriae FI3, 981 nucleotides long. RefSeq names its product glycosyltransferase family 34 protein. The transcript is spliced from 2 exons. Lineage: Eukaryota; Fungi; Ascomycota; Dothideomycetes; Pleosporales; Pleosporaceae. Gene Ontology annotation, cellular component: Golgi membrane. Gene Ontology annotation, molecular function: glycosyltransferase activity. The coding region runs from base 1 to 981 and encodes 326 amino acids. The record is from RefSeq and is a predicted model, not a curated record. Gene Ontology annotation, biological process: protein N-linked glycosylation.
AUGAUCAAAGUCCGAUGCGCAAAGUCCGACAAGCACUACACGUUUUUCGCUCAUGGUGCCUCGAAAUGUCUGCCAGAGGUACCGCCUGAGUUCAUUCGAGCAGCAACGGUUAAGCGCGCAAAGUGCCGAAAGUAUUCACCCUUCGCCAGUGCGAGAUCACGCAUCGGAAUUGUUACUGCGCAUUUUGGUGAAGUCAAGGAACAUUAUCAAAUGGCGUUUCAAACACAUUUGUUCCACUCUUUGGUCCAUGGAACAGAAGUCAGGGUCAUGUGCGACCCUAUUGUCGACGAUCUGUGGAACAAGCCAGCCUACAUCUUGGACCUUCUCUUUCGCGAGAUGAUGAAACCAGAGAAGGAACGUCUUGAAUGGGUUCAAUGGGUGGACCGCGAUACUCUUAUUCUCGACCAAUGCAGACCCAUCUCGAGCUUCCUUCCACCCGAGAAGGGACGCUACGGUUUGUGGUGGGUUCGUGACGACGAACCAAAUGAGGAGCGAAAACCCCAAGCAAAUACGACACACUUACUCGUAACCGAAGACUGGAACGGUCUCAACAAUGGGGUGUUCCUCCUUCGCGUAAACCGUUGGGCGAUCGAACUCUUCACCGCUAUCCUUGCUUUCCGGCACUACAGGCCUGAGGUCGACCUCCCAUUUACCGAGCAAUCCGCCAUGGAGCAGGUUCUUCGUACAGAACAGUUUAGGGGUCAAACAAGAUAUGUACCCCAGCAUUGGUUUAAUGCAUACGAAGGGGGUGCAGCACAAAUGUUUGAGGAGCGAAAGGAUGAGGAGGGGUUAAAGCAGUUCCAGGCCAGGAGAGGCGAUUAUUUGGUGCAUUUUGCGGGGCACAGCAGGAAGGAUGAAGCGAUACGAGAGUGGACGAGCAUGCUAGAUCAGAGCGGAGACGUCUGGGAGGAGAAUAGGGUUCAGAGAGACGUGUCACAAGAGAUUGAGACCUUCUGGAAAGGCUUAGGGUACGGAGGGUAG